Messenger RNA from Botrytis byssoidea, 600 nucleotides. RefSeq lists its product as uncharacterized. Bases 1 to 600 code for a protein of 199 amino acids. NCBI's taxonomy places the organism in Eukaryota, Fungi, Ascomycota, Leotiomycetes, Helotiales, Sclerotiniaceae. The transcript is spliced from 3 exons. The record is from RefSeq and is a predicted model, not a curated record.
AUGUCACAACCACCGGACCCCAAGGAGCAACCUCCUCGUCGCUUCUUUGGCUACCCAAUGCUGGUUGAAGGUCCCGAAACCCCGUUCAAUAUGCCAGUCGAAGUGAACCCAAUUCAGAGCGGCGUCUCUUUGGUUAUUCUAGGAUGGAUCGUUCCUAAAUUUAAGUUCGUUCAAAAAUUUAUUUAUAACAAUGCAGGUUUUACUAUGUUAAGAGAUCUUGACUUGGGAAAUGCUACAGAGAGAAUGAAUCCUCUUGUUAUUCCCCUUGCCAAUGAUUCAGACGUUCCAUACGUCCCUGAUCUUGACCGAUCAUCAUUCCAAGAUUUCCCUGGCCGUUAUCAUACAGUCGCAGAUUAUCACGAGAAGUAUAUUUUAGGAGAACUUACCCCUCUUGCAGUAUGCAAAUCUCUACUUCCACUCAUCCGUCGAGAUAUCGCCACUCCGUCCCAUUAUUCCAUUUCUUUCAUCGCGACAAACGUUGAUUCUGUCCUUGCUGCUGCAGAAAAAUCAACUGCUCGUUAUGCGGCAGGAAAGUCACUUGGAUUACUCGAUGGUAUUCCGACAGCUAUCAAAGAUACGACACAUGUAGCUGGAUAUUGA